AUGGCGGGGCAGGACCCCUGGCCCGACCACAGCAUCUGCACCAACAGCCUGAAGGAGAAGAUCCAGAAGGACGCUGGGGGGGCUGAGAAGCUGGAGCAGUCCCUGGGCGCCAUUUUCUGGCCCUUUGGGCAGAUUUUGGACAUUUUGGUGCGGCGCAGUCUCCGCCUGCGGGGCCAGGCCUUCGUCCCCUCCGAGGAGAUGAGCAGUGGCACCAACGCCCCGCGCUCCCUGCAGGGCUUCCCCUUCCACGCUGUGGGAAAAGCCCCGAAGCACAUCCUGUUCCUGCCCCAGCUCCCUGACGAGCCCAAGGAGCUGAUGCUCUCCAUGCUCUGCACCCAGGUCCCGGUUCCAGGAGCUGCGCUGGUGCCCGGGCGCCGCGACAUCGCCUGGCUGCAUUUGGACACCGAGGUGCAGGCGGGCGCCGCCCGCGAGGCCCUGCAGGGCUGCAGCAUCACCCAGAGCAGCGCCAGGAAGAUCUCCUGCGCCAAAAGGUGA
Messenger RNA from Passer domesticus (house sparrow), 495 nucleotides. Its product is annotated as U1 small nuclear ribonucleoprotein A-like. Bases 1 to 495 code for a protein of 164 amino acids. The transcript has 4 exons. The record is from RefSeq and is a predicted model, not a curated record. Gene Ontology annotation, molecular function: nucleic acid binding. NCBI's taxonomy places the organism in Eukaryota, Metazoa, Chordata, Aves, Passeriformes, Passeridae.